GCGCUUUUCUGGUAAAUCCUGAAGGUGGCUUCCGCGCUCCGUGUGGAGCGCACUCAGUGUACGACAGUAUAUUAUCCACAGAUCAUAUCCAGAGGUUAGAGAUGAUAUAAAACUGUAUUCUGGUGAGAGGGGAAUGAGCUGUUCGAAGUAAACUGAUCUCGAUUAGGUAUAGUUUAGUCUACCCCAUACAGUGCAGUGCCUACUCUCCGCGCGAAGACAGGGGCGACAUCAGACAUCGCACUCCGAGUGGACCUAUAUUAAAACUGAUUUCAAAUGGACUACACAAAAGGACUGGACAAUAUCUAGUCACAGUACACAGAAACUCCAGAGGACUUUACUGUGUUGGGGAUCGUAAGACAGCAGCUGCAUACCUCAUAGGAUAUCCCAAGUUGUAAAGGAGGAUGGGGUGUGUGUGGCUGGUGAUGGUGUAUGUGGUGUGUGUGUGCCUUUGGGGUCAGAGCGAGUCGGACAGGACCAACCAGGCCUCUCCCAUCCAUCUGCACGUUGGCAAUGGAGCCUCAGAACUGUGUAUGUUAGAUGUGAUUCUGUGCCAGGAUGAGAAUGCGUUGCUGAGUUUCGAGGCGAUCCGUAGCAUCCACAAACUGAUGGAUGAUGAUGCGGAUGGAACCGUGGACAUGAGCGAGACAGACGGGUUCCUGAGGGAGGAUCUGAAGUACCAUGACCCCAAAGGGAAACAUAACAGUUUCCAUGGAGCAGACCUUCUCAUCAGUGUAGAGGACAUGUGGAACGUAUGGAGGGCCUCGGACGUGUACAACUGGACAGUGGAGGAGGUGGAGGACUGGCUCAUACACUAUGUGGAGCUCCCUCCGUAUGUGGACAUCUUCAAGAAGCACAAUCUGGACGGAAGGGCCUUACCUAGGUUGGCAGUAAAGAACAUCACUCUCACUCUGUCCAUUCUAAAGAUUAUUGACCGGAGUCACGCCCAGAAACUACAGCUGAAAGCAAUGGACACCGUGCUGUUCGGACCACCACUCAUGAGCAGACACAGCUACCUGAAGGACCUGAUGUUGGUGGUCUCCAUAGUGAUGGCGCUGGGUGGCUGCUGGUUUGCUUACAUCCAGAACCGUAGCUCCAAAGACCACCUGGGCAAGAUGAUGAGGGACCUGGAGGGCCUACAGAGAGCAGAGCAGAGCCUGCACGACCUGCAAGAGAAGUUGCAGAUCGCCCAGGAGGAGCAUCGUAGUGUGGAGGUUGAGAAGGUAACGUUGGAGCAACGUCUGAGGGACGAGAUCAAUGAAGCCAAGCAAGAGGCCCAGAGACUCGGUAAGCUACGGGAGGGAACAGAGAACGAGUGGAGCAGGCAGAAAUACGCUGAGGAAGAGCUGGAUCAGGUGCGUAUGGCCCUGAAGAAGGCAGAGCGGGAGCUGGAGUCUCGGGCCUGCUGGUCUCCCCCUGAUGCCCUUAAGACCUGGCUGCAGCUGACCCAUGAGAUAGAGGUCCAGUACUACAACAUCAAGAAACAGAGCGCUGAGAAACAACUACUUCAGGCCAAAGAAGGGGCUGACAAGAUCAAGAAGAAGAGGAGCACCCUGUUUGGGACGUUCCAUGUGGCUCAUAGCUCCUCCCUGGACGACGUUGAUCACAAGAUCCUGACUGCCAAGCAGGCUCUAGGUGAGGUGACGGCUGCUCUGAGGGAGAAACUUCACCGCUGGCAGCAGUUGGAGUCUCUUACAGGCUUACCAUUGGUCAAUAACCCCGGUCUGCCCGCCCUGGCUGCUGCCCUCAACCUAGACCCCGCCUUCCUGGGCCUGCACCCGCCGACCCCGCAGCACCUAAUCCUAUCAGAUGAUUUAGACGACAUGGACGAGGAUAUCCUGUCCCCAGGGACGCUGCGGUACGCGGCCUGGCAGAUGGACCGGCGAGUGAGUGACCUCUGGCCAAUGAGCGGCAUCUCCGACAGCCAAUCCCCAUGGAAGUAUUCUGCUCCCAACCUGAUGCCCCUGCGACAGCGCCCGGGAGACCCCUCACUGGCCCUUGGCUAUCAGAGGGAUCUGAACUGGUCUGACUCAGACCCCUCCCUCUUCCUGUCCCAGAGCCAAUCACAGCGCACCUCCAUAUCUAAGACCCUCCCACCAAAGCCCCUCACCCAGCAGGGCCACAGCUCCAAUGGGAGCAGGGCUCCCAUUGACAGCCCCCUGAUGAUGUCAUACGGCCUGGAGAAGAGCUCCAGUCUCGGGGAGCUCCGCGGCGGAGGAAGUCCCGCCCUCGCCCCUGCUUACUCCACACACUCCCUAUGCCCCGCCUCCUUUGACCCUGAUGCACGGUCGGGGAAGGAGGACAGCCGUAUUCCCCACAUGCAGGCAAAGAAGAGCCCCCUGGAAGAGGACAGCUGUUUCGCGGGUGAAGGGAUCGACUUGAGCAACGAGCGCAAGAAACACACCUUCAAGAUAUUCAAGAAGAGGAAGUAGGCGUAAAAUCACUCUGUCCUCACAGGGAGGCACCUCAGAGAAAGAGCUACACUCCCGCUGUUCACACUAUAGGCUAGCAUACCACUUAGAAUAUACCAGUGUAUUGGGCAUGCAUUCGAAGGGGUCUACAACUAGUAUGGAUAUUAGAACAUGGCUGUGGACUAAGAAUAAAUAAGUGACAUGGUCUAAAGACAUAUAAAUAAAUUACAUGAAUUAAAGAAAAAUAAAUAAGUUACAUGGACUAAAAACAAAAAAAGAAGUUACAAAGACUAAAGAAAAAUAAAUAAGUUACAUGGACUAAAGAAGACCUAGAUAAAUGGCAUUUACAUCGAUGCGAUUCUCGUCCAAUGCCUUAUCGGAGGUGUCUCUCUCUGGACAUACCAGUUCAACUCCCACUCUUUUCUAAUAGCUCUUUGCUUUUUAUACAGCGUUACCACUGUAGCUUAAAAACAGAGUAGGCCAAGCCUUGAAGAAAUGUUUAAAGCUUUAAAUGCGAAUGCAGCAAUAGUUAAAGAUAUUAUUUAUAAAGUUGUUUGUGACCAUACAGGCCAGCAAGGUUUUAUUUGAUAUUAUUUUUGUCAUUUCUAAUUUUAUGGGUACUUAAGUGUUUUAAUUUGUUUUUAUUUCAUGUUUUGAAGGGGGUUUGGUACUUUACUUUUCCGGAGGCUGUGGGUACAGAUAGAUCACAUAUGUUCAAUAUUUAUAUAUUUGAAUGGAGUUGAUUCCAGUGAAAAGUUUUGGCACACCUCCUCAUUCAAGCGUUUUUCUUUAUUUGUACUGCUUUCUACGUUGUAGAAUAAUAGUGAAGAAACCUAUGAAAUUACACACAAAAAAGCGUUUGUGCGUUUCUAAAUAUAUUUUAUAUUUGAGAUUCUUCCAAGUAACCACCCUUUGCCAUGAUGACAGCUUUGCACACUCUUGGCAUUCUCUCAACCAGCUUCAUGAGGUAGUCACCUGGAAUGCCUUUCAAUU
Messenger RNA from Oncorhynchus tshawytscha (Chinook salmon), 3401 nucleotides. Its product is annotated as stromal interaction molecule 1. The transcript has 14 exons. Gene Ontology annotation, biological process: store-operated calcium entry; activation of store-operated calcium channel activity; intracellular calcium ion homeostasis. The coding region runs from base 402 to 2429 and encodes 675 amino acids. Lineage: Eukaryota; Metazoa; Chordata; Actinopteri; Salmoniformes; Salmonidae. The record is from RefSeq and is a predicted model, not a curated record. Gene Ontology annotation, molecular function: calcium channel regulator activity; calcium ion binding; protein binding. Gene Ontology annotation, cellular component: endoplasmic reticulum; plasma membrane.